Molecule: messenger RNA, 2135 nt
Organism: Oncorhynchus keta (chum salmon)
Lineage: Eukaryota; Metazoa; Chordata; Actinopteri; Salmoniformes; Salmonidae
Product: 7-methylguanosine phosphate-specific 5'-nucleotidase-like
Exons: 1
Coding region: 512-991 (159 amino acids)
Cellular component (GO): cytoplasm
Molecular function (GO): magnesium ion binding; 5'-nucleotidase activity
Source: RefSeq, a predicted model, not a curated record
GCAGCAUAGCUAAAUGCUAGCUAACUAGCUAUAUAACUGUAUAAUAUUGAUUGCAUUUGUAGUGUCACAGGCGGGCUCAUAGCCUGUGGCAAAAAUGAGGGGACACCAACAGGUAUAGGCCAAUCAAAAAGGUUCUUUAUUAUAAACAAAAAAGUGUUCACUUUAAACAAAGAAAAAGGAAUGAGGUGUGAAAGUAUCAUAAUGUAAGGUGUAUGUAAAGUGCAGGGAUGCGUGAAUCUGUUUGUGUCAAUAUGACGGAGUGAAAACUACGUAAAACUACAAAGGAACAAACAAAACAGGAUCAUACCUGGAGGAGCAGAGAGAGAGAGACAAGAGUGGUUAGUGAAGCAGUUUAAAUACCCUGAGCACAGGUGGCUCCAAUCACUAACGACCCUCUUCUGCCUGCAGGAGGAACCGUCCCUGCAAUGCAGAGGAGGGGCCGUGACACUAGCUAAAUCCAUCGUUUGGAUCUUUGAACUUUUCUUGAAUUAAACAACAUCUCUCUAGAAAAAUGAUCCCAGAGCUGUCCAGUCCCUCAGUGUGUAUGAGGGACCCUCAGAGGGUGGAAGAGAUCAUCAAGGCCAUGCAGAAGGCUGGCACCAGCACGAUUCAGGUGAUUUCAGACUUCAACAUGACCCUCACACGGUUUGCCUACAAUGGGAAGCGGUGUCCUCCCAGUCACAAUAUCCUGAACAACAGCAGGCUCAUCAGUGAGGAGUGCAAAGCACAGCUGAAGGACCUGCUCAACACAUAUUACCCCAUAGAGAUCGAUUCCAAACGGACAGCAGAGGAGAUGGUGGAGUGGUGGACUAAAGCCCAUACUCUUCUGGUGCAGCAGCGCAUCAGGAAAGACCUGCUGCAGGAUGUGGUGAAGGAGUCCGAUGCUAUGCUCAGGGAGCUCUACCAGCUGUUCUUUGACCACAUGCAGGAGCACAGCAUCCCUCUGCUCAUCUUCUCUGCUGGGCUAGGAGACGUGCUGGGGGAGUGUUGAACAAAUCAAAACAUAGUUUGUAUUUCAGGUUCUUCGGGGUGGCCGCCAUUUGCCUUGAUGACAGCUUUGCGCGCUCUUGAUAUUCUCUCAACCAGCUUCACCUGGAAUGCUUUUCCAACGGUCUUGAAGGAGUUCCCACAUAUGCUGAGCACUUCUUGGCUGCUUUUCCUUUACUCUGCAGUCCAACUCAUCCCAAACCAUCUCAAUUGGGUUGAGGUCAGGUGAUUGUGGAGGCCAGAUCAUCUGAUGCAGCCUGGAGGUGUGUUGGGUCAUUGUCCUGUUGAAAAAUAAACAAUUGUCCAGCAGAGUGUAAACCAGAUGGGAUGGCGUAUCACUGCAGAAUGCUGUGGUAGCCAUGCUGGUUAAGUGUGCCUUGAAUUUUAAAUAAAUCACAGACAGUGUCACCAGCAAAACACCACCAAACCUUCUCCAUACUUCACGGUGGGAACCACACAUGCAGAGAUCAUCCGUUCACCUACUCUGCAUCUCACAAAGACACAGCAGUUGGAACCAAAAAUCUCAACUUUUAACUCAUCAGACCAAAGGACAGAUUUCCACCGGUCUAAUGUCUAUUGCUUGUGUUUUUUGGCCAAAGCAAAUCUCUUCUUAGUGGUGUCCUUUAGUAGUGUAUCUUUGCAGCAAUUAGACCAUGAAGGCCUGAUUCACGCGGUCUCUUCUGAACAGUUGAUGUUGAGAUGUGUAUGUUACUUGAACUCUGUGAAGUAUUUAUUUGGGCUGCCAUUUCUGAGGCUGGUAACUCUAAAGAACUUAGAGGGGGUUUUCCUUUCCUGUGUCGGUCCUCAUGUGAGCCAGUUUCAUCAUAGCUCUUGAUGAUUUUUGCGACUGCACUUGAAGAAACCUUCAGAUUUCUUUAAAUUUUCCGCAUUGACUGACCUUCAUGUCUUAAAGUAAUAAUGGAUUGUCAUUUCUCUAUGCUUAUUUGAGCUUUUCUUGCCAUAAUAUGGACUUAUCUUUUGUAUACUCCCCUACCUUGUCACAACACAACUGAUUGGCUCAAAUGCAUUAAGAAGGAAAGAAAUUCCACAAAUUAACUUUUAACAAGGCACACCUGUUAAUUAAGGUGCAUUCCAGGUGACUACCUCAUGAAGCUGGUUGGGAGAGUGCCAUGAGUUUGCGGGGCUGU